UUAGUAUAUUAAGUACAAAAUUAGUGCACGAAAAUGGAGCACUUUACGUACAUUAAAGAAAUGUACUUUUUCACCUGGGUAUUCUAAUCAAUACUGCAAUCUCUUUAAAAUUCUAUAAUUGCUUUGUUAUAAUAACUACAAUAAUAAAAGACCAAUUAGAGCUCGGAUCAAUGAUGUGAAAGUGGUAAGUGGGAUAUAAGAGAGCGGAUGUGAGUUGUGGGGGAUUGAGUUGGAGGAGGAGGCUCGUGAGGCCCAUCAUCACAUGACGAGACGUUCGCGCCUCUUUCGUAAACCUCCAACCUGAUGAUCCCAAACAACGGAGUUUACGCGCUAGUUUAACUUAUGCGGAGGCCUUAAACACGUCAACUUAUUGGCUUCGUGAUCAUAGUUCACGCGAGGGUCUGAGCUGUGGCGAGAAAUGAGUAUGGAAACUGAAAUUGUGACAGUGUUUGUCGGUGGGAUAGGCUUUGUGUGUGUGGAGCAGCUGGGGAGCUAACAGACAAUGUAGGAGAUGGAUCAAUUAAUGGACUCUUGAACGCUUAGAUAUAUUUGGAGUUGUUUGUUUGUCUUAACUAAGUGUUAUGAAUAUGAAUGAAGCCUUAAAGAAACUAUCAUGGUGGAGUCCUUCAAAGAAAACCUUAACUUUAUUUUAAUAUAGCCUUCCUGCUAAGGUGCAUCUUGUGUAGUUAGUGAAGUAGUCUAGUAUCUACUGCGCUAGAUGCUCCUUUCGGCAGGAAUAGCUGUACAUUCAGCACAUGGAAGCAAAAUCCAAUUUAAGUUCUGUUCACUUGCAGUUUCCUGCUCUUUGACAUUGCCAUGCUGUUAAUCACAAUAUUUGAUUUUCUUUUUCCAUUGUUAUUAUUUUUCUAUGAUCUAUAUGAGUUUGUCCAGGCAGUUCCAAAGUGCUCACAGUGCAGGUAGUGCCAGUGUGUCUACUGCAAUGUUUGCACUUCUAGUAUUGCCGGUCGCCUUCACUCUGGAGCUGCACUAGAUGCUGCUGCUGCUGCUCCUUAUGGAAAAGCCCAGUUAUGUGGGGUGAGUUUUGCAGGAUUGCAUCCAGCCUUAUUACAACAUGCUGUGCAAAUCCAUGCAAAACUCGCUGCACCAGGGACAAACUUCUGACGAACAUGUCUACAAUCAAGAUGAUCUUUUUCAACCAUGCAGUUGCAUGCAGUUAUAGUUAAUAAGCAAAAAUGUUAUUUUCUUAAGUUUAAAUGUAUGCUGAGCUGCAAGUGCUGCCACAAUUCAAAGACAAUAUAUCAUAAUAGCAAAGAUAUAAGAUGCAUAUUUCUAUAUAGAUAAAUGAAAACACUUCAUUUAUAAUGCUAGAUCACAAAAAUAUGUAUAAAUGUAGUUUGUUUAUACUUUCAGUGGCACUUGCAUGCAAAUAUUUGUCUUGCUGUUUUCGGGUGGAUGACUUUGCAAUUUUAAUAGUGGCGAAAAUCUUCAAUAAAAAUUGCACGGUAUCCAUCUGUAAUCCGCUAGAUUCCACUACCUUAAUUUUUCUCUUUUGAAUAUGUAACUAUUGUAUUGUAGCAAAUUCUAUUCAAUUCUCAAUAAAAUUAUGACGUAAUUUUAUUCUGCCUCGCACUUUGAUUGCACAGAUUUGAUAGUGACUGUACGUGACAAAAUAUCCUUUGCCAACACCAGAUGGCAGCAGAUGCCUGGAGAUGUGACGACAUGUGUUGGUGGUUUGCAUAUUGAAUUUUUUUUUUUAUUAUUAUUUGUUACACACACGAAGGAUAGACAUCAGAAAAAACAAUCCCUUGCCGCUAUGAUCACAUUAGGCUACACUUUUUUUUUUAGCCAAUUAAAUUAGCUUAUAACUUAAUCGAAGACCGAGUCGGGGAAAAGUCCAUUUGAAAUGUAUCCCAGACUUGUUCUUGUUCUCCGUGUGCGCAUGACCGCAGCAGUGCGCGAGAUUGAUAGCGCGCCUCCUGUCUUCAAAACCAUAACUUUAAUUUUAACGAAAGUGUUAAAUACCAAGCUCUUCUGUAAUCGGUUCCUUUUGAAUAAUGCAAGAGUCAUGUGUAAAUCGCGCAGUCCCUCCUUUUCCAGGGAAUGUGACCUUGAUUUGUGAGCAUGAAGUUUGAGUGUUAAUGAGGUGGAGAUGAAGAGCUCCUCAUGACUCUCCUCACACUCACUUCAGCGAUGCUGCCGCUGAGUCCAGAACAGCGCUUUCUGUUCACUUCAAGCAACGCAGAUCGUUCCUGCUCUCUUCCUUUGCGUUUGUAAUCAGAUCUAGCACCAGGAAUCAUUUUUACUCCGUAUAUUUCUAUCUUUUGAGCGCAUUUGGACUCAUAAUGCCUGGACUGAAGUUGAGCGGUGCGCUGAUUCUGUGGGUCCUGAUGCUGCCGUUCUCUCGGCCGAACAGUCAGGUGCUGGACUGUCGCGAAGUGCGCUCGUCUUUUCAGUUUUUGUACCCGGGGAUGAAAUGGACCCCAGAAACGCCAGUCUCAGGCUCAGAUCUGCAGGUGUGCCAGCCGAAAGGCCUGACCUGCUGCUCUCGCAAAAUGGAGGAGCGUUACCUGCUCAUUGCCAAACAGAAUAUGGAGUCAAGUCUUCAGGCCACCAGCGCUCAGCUUAAAGUUCUCAUCAUUCAGAAUGCUGCUCUCUUUCAAGAGGCUUUUGACAUGGUGCUCCGUCUGGGUCGUAAUUCCACUCUGACGCUGAUACGGGAGGAGUUUCCCGGUUUGGGGGCUGGAGCCAGCGGAGCCAUAUCACAGUUAUUCCUGGACAUGUCUCUCUACAUCCUGGGCUCAGAUGCUAAUGUAAACGACAUGGUCUCCACCUUCUUCUCCCGCCUUUUUCCUCUCACCUACCGGCGUCUUCUUGGCAACGGGGCGGUGACGGGCAUCUCGGAAGAUUGUCUCCGUGGGGCCUGGCGGGGAGCCUCUGCUUUUGGGUCGUUUCCCAAGAUGAUGAUGACCCGGCUGUCUCGCUCGCUCCUGGCCACUCGGGUGUUCCUGCAAGCGCUGAACCUGGGCAUCGAAGUGGUCAACACCACCCAGCACCUGCGGGCGGGCAGGGACUGCGGGCGCUCGCUGCUGAAGCUCUGGUACUGCCCUCACUGUCAAGGCCUGCUGGAGGCCCGGCCGUGCCGCCCGCUGUGCGUCAGCACCAUGGGAGCGUGUCUAGGGGGAGCGGCGGAGGUGCAGCCUCACUGGAAGGCAUAUGUGGAGGAACUGGGGACACUCGCCACUGCCAUGAAGGGAGAGCAAGACAUCGAGGCCGUGGUGCUCAGACUGCAUGUCAUUAUCAGACAGGCUCUCAAACAAGCUGUGGCGACUAAAAGCAAAGUCAGCGCACAGGUGAGCGGGAUAUGUGCACACGCGCCCGCACGGGUGUCUCGUGCUGUGGCGCUGUCCAAAGAACACGUGGCAGCCUCGCCGGUGCCCCACAACCGUCCUCCGGUGAACUUUGACCCCGAUGAAACCCUCUUUGGACGCCGCAGGGAGUUUAUCUCUGGUCUGAGGGGCUUCAGUCAGUUCUACAGUGGUCUCGGAGAAGCUUUGUGCAGCAAAGAGCCGGCAGCACUCAACAGCUCCCUCUGCUGGAACGGACAGGAGAUGACAGACAAGUUUCCUGGUCCAGGGCUGAAGAGAGUCCAUCCACACGGCUCAGAAUCCAGACAAAAACCUCCUGAACCCGUCAUCAGUCAGAUCAUCGACAAACUCAAACACAUCAAUCAGCUUUUACGGAUGGUGACGUUGCCUGAGAAGCGAUGGAAGGCUCAUCCAGGAGGGGGCGCUGCGAGAAGAGACCCAGCCGGACAGGGCCAGGCAGACGAGGAUGAGGAGGGUCUAGAAAGCGGGGACUGCGAUGAUGAAGAUGAGUGUACUGGCGUUUCAGGACUCGGGCCACCGAGACGCAACCGGGCCCCGAGACGCAACCGUCUGCGCAUCUUCUCAGAUUUGGCAGAUAACUUGGCAAUUGAUGACUUGACGCUUCACGAGUUGCUCCUGACUCCCACACUGGCUAAAGACGCAAAAGGCGGAGCUUCCGUAACUGGAGCGGCACGGGCGGCAUCUGUUCCUAGUGCAACCUUCAUCUUUACCAUCAUCAUCCUCAUAACAUUAGGUAUUCAGUGAUGAAUCCAUCUCCAAACCCGUUUGAUCAGAAACGAUACCGAUGCCCGUGUGUACAUAAAGCUCCAUGGUUUUGGCCAAGGACAAGAACCUUUCUUCUUCUCAGCCUCAAGUCUUACUAUAUGAACUUCUUCUUUUCUAUAUUUUGUGUGGACCUGAGGAUUUCAGUAUCAUCUACCACGCUCAGACUAAUGAACAGCAUGAAGAGCAUUACUUAUACAUACAAGAAUCAUGUUCUUUCCCUCCAUGCUCGUAUGCCACACAACAGCCAUGUGUUUUGCAUUGAGCAUCGCCUCCCCUUUGCUAUACACAUGCAGUUUUACACAAAGGCCAAAGCCUUCUGGAGGAAAAGGAGCUAAAUCGCUUUUGAAAAGACAAAGAGGCUCAGCUUUUGUGAGUGAAUGGGCACACUUAAGGAGAAGGAAGCGUGACUGACAGAGUCUGAGAACACGUACAACCGCUCUAGUGGCGCAGACCGUCUCUCAUACAUACACUGCAGUGAGCUUCUCCUCUGCCGCUCAUUUCCUGUGCAGUAAAUGACCCUUGGAGCGGAGGACAUCAAGGCAUCGGCAUGUCGUUGUGAAACCCUCUCCUUACAGCGCGACACAGCUGUACUUCAUUUACAAAAAAAUGCUUUUAAACUGUUUUAUUAGAAUGCUGACUUUCCCUUUUCAGAAAUUGUGGUAUUUUAUAAUCUCUCUUUGAUUUCGUCUCUCAUUAUCUCUCUCAUUUCCUCUAUUCUUGCAUUAUAAUCGUGUGAUUAAAGCGUUCUCUUAAAUGGACACCCUC
This is a messenger RNA of Megalobrama amblycephala (Wuchang bream), 4877 nucleotides long. RefSeq names its product glypican 3 (gene gpc3). Gene Ontology annotation, biological process: positive regulation of canonical Wnt signaling pathway; regulation of protein localization to membrane; cell migration. Gene Ontology annotation, cellular component: extracellular region; cell surface; plasma membrane. The transcript has 9 exons. NCBI's taxonomy places the organism in Eukaryota, Metazoa, Chordata, Actinopteri, Cypriniformes, Xenocyprididae. The record is from RefSeq and is a predicted model, not a curated record. Bases 2304 to 4091 code for a protein of 595 amino acids.